This is a messenger RNA of Sphaerodactylus townsendi, 2265 nucleotides long. It is a transcript of the gene FAM184B, whose product is annotated as family with sequence similarity 184 member B. The coding region runs from base 91 to 2265 and encodes 724 amino acids. The record is from RefSeq and is a predicted model, not a curated record. Lineage: Eukaryota; Metazoa; Chordata; Lepidosauria; Squamata; Sphaerodactylidae. The transcript has 12 exons.
CCCCCCCCCCGGCGGCGGAAGCGGAGCCAUCGGGGGAGAAGGCAGGCGGGCAGGCAGGGAGCCGAGCAGGCGGCGGUGCCCGGGUGCCCGAUGGCCGGCGCGCCCCCCCGCCAGCCUGGCACUUGCAACGGGGCCCCUCCGGCCGCCCCCCCGGAGGAAGGCGAGCCGCCCCUGCACGUGAGGAUGUGCAAGAAGAUCGCGCAGCUCACCAAGGUGAUAUAUGCUCUGAAUAUGAAGAAUGAUGAGCACGAGGCCAGUAUCCAGGCUCUCAAGGAGGCCCAUCAAGAAGAGAUUCAGCACAUCCUCGCUGAGAUGCGGGAAGCUGUCCUCCACUAUAAGAGGAAAGUGGAGGAGGAGCAGGGCCUCCGGCAGUGGAUCCGGACCCUCGAAGAAGCUUUGGAGCAACACAGGCAGUUGAAAGAAGAGACCUCGACAGAGUUCACCCCUUUCAGGAAGUGGGAAGAUAUGAUGGAGCCACAAACUGAGCGUGGAGUUUGUGCCAAGGAGGGGAUUUUGCUCCCCCCGAAGAUGCCACACGUGAAAUUGGACCCUGAAAAGGGAGCCCGGACUUCCAACCAGGAGUCAGGCAGUUUCUUGAACGAACAGGAGAGAUCUGAAGGAGAGAUGCGGACUAUCAAGGGGAACUUUGAUGACAAGAGCAGCGUGGAAAUGCAGACACUGAUGAGGGAGUUGGAAACCCUCAAGCGGGAGAACCGGAAAUUAGCUGAAGAAUAUGCCAAGAAAGCAAGCCAGCUGCAAGCUUCUCACGAGAUAGACAAAGAAACCCAGAGGAAGGCCACACAACAGUCCGGGGCCGAUUCGUGCCAAGGGUGGCCGCAAAGGGACGACUGUGAAGCUGCGUCACAGCAACAGAGGAGGAAGAUGGAGGCUGACUUGGAGACAAAAGGCCAGCGCAUCUUUGAGCUGACGAAACAUUCCCAGAAGCUGAAGGCGGCAAUGCAGGACCUGGAACUGCAGCUCAAGGAAGCUCGACAAGCAAAUGCAGAGUCAAAGAGGACCAUGAAGACACUUGAGGAGGAGUUGAGUUUUGUCAAAGAAAGACUCCUGAUACAAGAAAAUGGACUUCUGCAGAAAACAGAGGCAAUGGAGACAGCACUGAAUUCCCAAAGCAAAACCAGGGAUGAAGCAGGAGACUCGAGGAAGCAGAUUUUGCAUCUUCGGCAACCGCUGCCCUCCAAGCAGAGCCCUUGGGGCAAAGACUUGAACCCCAGAGGAAGCGCAAGUCGGGAAACGGAAGCUCUUACGGCGCAGCACAGGGAAGAGCUCUGCAAAACCAAGCAAGCAUCGGACGAGGAGAAAAUACUUUUGAAAGAGCAGCUGGCGAAAGGCCUGGAAGACCUGGCGAAGAAGCAUGCUCUUGAACUCAAAGCUGCCCAAGCCGCCAUGGACGCCCACAGGAAAGAACCGCAAAAGGAGGUUCAGGAGCAGCUGGAGGAAUUAAAAAAGAAACACGAGAAUGAAAUGAGGCAGCUACGGAGAGAGAAGGAUGCUCUGCACGGAAAACUUCAGGACUGUUCUCGGGAGGUUUUAAGGCUGGAGGAUUUCAUCAAACAAAACCGGGACAUUGACAGAUAUGCAGAAUUUUUGAAGUAUCUCGCCAGAAAACCUUGCGAGCAGCAACAGGAGUCGCAAGACGCAUCUGUGCAGCCGAAAAACGUUUCCAAACAGUCUAAAGGCAGAACAAAAGGCAGAGACCACUUAGCAGCGCCGUCGAGUACCGGAAGUGAAGAGAAAAGAAGGUCAGACUCCGGCGGUCCAUCGAAAAGGGAAGGCGAGCGGUCUCUUGCAAGUUUCCAGAAGGAGAAAGCUAAAGAAAUUCAGGCGUCGCGAGAGGAAUGGUCUUACCAAAAAGCAGAUUUGCAAGCUCAGGUUGCACAGUUGAAGCAGGCUCUAGAACAGCAAGCGAAGACUUUCCAAGAAGCCCUCCAAGAGCAGAACCUACAGUCUGGCCAAGAGAAAGAAACGCUCUUGCAAAAUCUUCAGGACACGGUCAAGCAAAGUCAAGGAAUGAAAGCGCAGCUGGAAGCGUCUCACCAGACAGCCAUAAAUCUCCUGGAGAAAAGCAAAAACCAGGAGCUCAAGAAAUGCUCCUCAUUAACAGUGGUGCAGGCAUUUGCAGCGCACACCUGCCGCUGCAGGGGUCAGCUUUUGGGUUUGCCGGCCGUCGAGAUGGCAAGUGGGAGCCAGGUGGUACACUUCAGGGGGCUGGAAUUAUCCCCAGAAUCAGCAGGCGCAGAGGUGUAG